AUGCCACGCCCAAAACGCACAAAAGUUACUCGUCCUACUGCGACUGCGCCUGCCCCGCGCGUCAUAAAAUCAACAGAACUAGUCGAAUCAGAAUCUUUACCAGCGGCAGCUCCAACAGCGCGUCCUUUCGACGAUCUAUAUGAUGUUAGUGAUGAAGAGCUUGAGAAAUCUGCGAAUGCGACAAAGUUGGCAAAAGGAAAGUCUGUUGCAAUACGAAGUAGUGGUCGCAAUGCAUCGCGCAUCAUCAAGAAUACAGAGUCUAAGGAAGCUACCAAUACUACAAAGACGAAGAAUGCGCCGGAAUUAGAAUCAGAUGAUUAUACGCGAGUAUCUAGUAGUCCGGCCAUUGAAGCUGGGAGAAGAGGUCGACGUACAUCUGCUAUGGAUAAUUCUGUACUUGCGAUUGGUAAUUUUCGACGGAGGGCGCGUGAACCAAGUAUUUUAGGACAACAAACCACACGAGCUCGGUCAAGCAGUAUAGAGUCGGAUAUGGCAGAAGAAAACGGUCUUACGAGUGUUGGCAGGAGGAAUACAUCUGGGCUAGGAAUGGGAACAUUUAGAGGACGCGCUGGAUCUAGGAGACCAAGUAGUGUGGGUGGGGAUAGACCAGAAAUCGGAUCUGUAUUGCGACUUGGUAAUUUUAAAAGAAGAGCUCGAGAACCUAGUAUUUUGGGAACGGCGCGGAAACCAGAACAAUCAAGGCCUACAUUCGAUUCCGAUUCUGAUUCCGACGGCUUUGCGCCUGAAGACGAAUCAACACCUUUACACUUUGCCAAGGGUAGAGCUGUGCCUUCAUCUUCAAGUUCAAGAAAGCGAAAAUUGUCCGGUGUACAGGUUCCACGUUCACAAGAUGCUACGCAGGCCCAGCUGAGCCCUUCUAAGUUGCCUAGAAACGAAUCAGAUCUCGAAGAUACAGUUCCCGCCACCGCGCCCAUAAAUAGUGAAGACGAGGAGGAGGACGAGCUACCAGAAUUAGAAAAAGAGCCUUCGCCCGAGGAUUCGCCAUUAUCAUCAACAGAACGUAUUGCGACACCCGAGCCUAUGAGUGAAACUAUGGCACCUCCACGUGCUGGUAGUUCCUCUCUUUCGCCUGCUCAAUCUUUACCAUCACCUACGCUACCUCCUCAACCUAUUUUAAAUACGCGUCAAGCGGCUACUCGACCUCGACGCAUAAUAGAUCCACGAACUCCACCGCGUGUUUCAAAUACAGAAAUGCACUCCUCUCCUAUGUCUUCCCCGCCAUCACUCACACAUUCACCCGAUAUACCCACACGCUCCACACGGCUGCCGCGUAAAGCUGCGCCUCAACCUGCAACUUUAUCUACUGCAGCUUUACAAGCUCUACUUCCGAGACGCCGUCAGCGUCAUCGAUCCGCUUUAGACGUGGAAUCCUCUGACAGUGAGGUGGACACUACUGGUCUUGGCGAGCAUGAUGAUGAAUUGACCAUAAUAGUCGCCCCAACUGCCCGUCGUCAAGCUUCUGCUCGCCCUACUACUGGAGCAUCUGCUACAGGUUCAAAACUUGCACAAAAAGCUAAGGCUGCCGCCAAAGGUAAAGGUAAGAGAACUUAUGGAAGGAAACCAGCACCUGCAGCAUCUGAUAAAGAAAAUGAACUCGACCCUGAUGACAGUUUGGCGCCUGCCCAAGACGAAAGAUCUCCAGAAGAGCCUCGAAGUGAGAAUAGUUCUGAAUUGGAGAAGAGGGUAGGAAAAGAAUUGAAAAAAGCUGCGAGGAAAUUCAAGGAAGUCGAUAAGUGGGAGUUAGAAUUUGAGGAAUGCGAGGCGAGUAGUGAUCAACUUGCUCGAUAG
This is a messenger RNA of Botrytis porri, 1809 nucleotides long. RefSeq lists its product as uncharacterized. The coding region runs from base 1 to 1809 and encodes 602 amino acids. Lineage: Eukaryota; Fungi; Ascomycota; Leotiomycetes; Helotiales; Sclerotiniaceae. The transcript has a single exon. The record is from RefSeq and is a predicted model, not a curated record.